AAAAUAGAUAAAAAAUAAAUAACGAAAGAGAAAAUAAAUAAAACAAUAACAUAGAAAAUAGAUAAAUAACAAUAAAUAAAUAAAUAGAUAAAUAAAAAAUAAAAAUAAAAUAAUAAAAAAUGAACACAAUCGACUUUGAGGAAAUCGAGGUGCCCGACACCCCCCCCCUGCCCAAGUCCAAGGGGGGGUACCACCCUCCUGACUCCCCCCCCUCUACUCCCACUUCUCCCUACCCCCCCUCCCCGGGCGACGAAAGAGGAGGAGGAGGAAAAGGAGGAAAAGGAGGAACUGGAGGGAGUGAUAAAAGUGUGGAUAGGGGAAAAGCCGAUAAAAGUGUGGAUAGGGGAAAGGCCGAUAAAAGUGUGGAUAGGGAAAAGGCCGAUAAAGGAGGGAGCAAGAGAAGAGGCAAUAUCCAAAUCAAGAAACAAUGUAGUAAAAUUUUCCGGUUCAAGACCAAGAUCCUCCAAAACCUAGGCAAGGCGGACAAAACGACCGACGAAGUUUUCGACGAGUAUGAAGCCAACUUCGCCAGACAACAGAGUAACGCCAAUCGGUUGCACAAGGAGGUGUCUAACUACCUGAGAUGUUGCAGAGCACUCCACGGAGCGAGUAAGUCCCUCUUCGAGACGCUGGGCGAAGUGUACGAGCCGGAGUGGGUGGGACACGACCUACUUUACGCCCAGAGUCAGAACUCCGACAUGCUAUGGACCGAUUUCUGCCACAAACUCCAGGAUCAGACACUCACGCCCCUCACCGCCUACCAGAUGCAGUUCCCGGAGAUCAGGAAACGCAUCGACAAGCGCGGCCGAAAGCUCGUCGACUACGACAGCCAACGCCACCAGUUGGAGAACCUGCAGAGGGCCACGCGACGCGACGAGUACAAGAUCGCGCGGGCCAGGGACACGCUGGAAAACGCGAGGGUGACUUACGAAGGGCUGAAUAAGGUGGCCAAGGAGCUCGACGCCAUUGUGGAGAAACUGAGCAAGGAAUGCGCCAAAGGCACCUAUAAGACGAAGAGGGUUGCUGCCCCCAGACCCCUGUCCAUGGCCGUCGACUCCCCCCCGUCCCACCACCAGAAAAGCCCGGGCUCGCCAUCGAUGUGGUACGAUGGAGAAGUGGAAAGAGAGGACGAGGAGGAGGAACAGCUCGCCGGGGAGAAGAACCGGACGAACUCGAAGGGCGAGAGCGCUUUCGGCGAGGACGCGAAGGAAGCCGACUUCCCUCCUUCUCCUUCAUCUCCUUCCUCCAAUCCUAAUUCUCCGUCCCCUCUCUCCCCCCCCGUUCCCCCUCCUCCUGCCGUCGCCGCGUCGAUGUCGUCCUCCAACUCCUCCUCGUCUCCCGCUGUCUUGCCCCUGUCGAACGAGGUUUCGUCCUCGACUGGAUUACCUCCUUACGUGCCUUCUCCUUCCUCGGGAUUGAGCGUCGAAGGAGGAGGAGGAGGAGGAGGAGGAGGACUAGGAGGAGGGGAAGAAGGGGAGGAGGAGGAAGGGGGAAACGGAGGAGAAAAUGAAACCUCUCCUCCGACCCCACACCGGAAGGAAGAGACCCUCGGCAGACCCUACGAGGAGAUCGAGUUCGAGGAGAAGAAACUCAACGGAUCGGUCAGCCCGCCCAGGACCAAUGGGGACUUCAUCGGCACCAAGAUCCCGGCAGCCUCCUUUUCCGGGGAAGGAGGAGGAGGAGGAGGAGGAGGAGGCGCUGAUCACCCUCCCCCCCACACCCCCUCACCCCCCUCGGAACCUGUGGCGGCGCCGACGGAGUCUCACUCGGAACAGAUUUACGAUAUCCCCGUUGGAGCCACGACGGACAACCUCCCCCCGGGCGUGCUGUACCGCGUGAGGGCCACGUACAAGUACACGCGCGAGGACGUGGACGAAAUCAGCUUCGAAGUCGGCGACGUGAUCCAGGUGGUUGAGUACGACGACCCUGAGGAGCAGGAAGAAGGCUGGCUGUGCGGCGUCAAAGAGACCACUUUAGAGAAAGGUCUCUUCCCGGCGAACUUCACCCGUCCUAUCUAAGCAGGAGGAGGAGGAGGAGGAUGGAGGAUGGAGGAAGAAGAGGAUGAUGGAGGAAGAUGGAGGAGGAUGAUGGAAGAGGAGGAUAAGAAGAAGGAAAGAGGAG
Penaeus indicus is the source of this 2121-nucleotide messenger RNA. RefSeq names its product amphiphysin-like (gene Amph). The record is from RefSeq and is a predicted model, not a curated record. Lineage: Eukaryota; Metazoa; Arthropoda; Malacostraca; Decapoda; Penaeidae. Gene Ontology annotation, molecular function: phospholipid binding; protein binding. The transcript has 10 exons. Bases 120 to 2018 code for a protein of 632 amino acids. Gene Ontology annotation, cellular component: cytoplasm; plasma membrane.